This is a messenger RNA of Chondrus crispus (carragheen), 1732 nucleotides long. RefSeq lists its product as hypothetical. The transcript has 2 exons. Gene Ontology annotation, molecular function: DNA binding. The record is from RefSeq and is a predicted model, not a curated record. NCBI's taxonomy places the organism in Eukaryota, Rhodophyta, Florideophyceae, Gigartinales, Gigartinaceae. The coding region runs from base 1 to 1485 and encodes 494 amino acids.
AUGUCUUCGCUCAUGACAACAACGCGUCAUAUCGCUCCUGGGGCACCUGUACCGGUGCCGCUCGCACCUGCAGCUCCCGGUCCCGUUCAAGCUGCGGUACCUACGAAACCACACGAGGAGGCCCCGCCGGUUAUUGGCGCCAACGACAUCAUAUUCGUCAAUGGCCAGGCGUUCAACGGAAGAGGGUACCCAGUAUGCGGUGUUGCAAACCAACGAGGUCGAUUAUGUGGUCGAAUCGGAAGCUGUCCGUUUCACUCCAAGAAAAACUCGUCCGCAAAAAGGCCUCGCUCUGGUGUUUCUACGACAGAUGCUUCAACGUCUUCUAACUCUACGUCCGGAAAGGCAAUGACGGGUACAGAGAACGAAACCGGCAAUGGACCUCUGCAUACUAUCGUGAAGCCUGGUGGACAUACUCGCUCUGCGCACCCUGCUAUUCGCCAGAUGGCAAUCCCACCUCGCCGUUCUCGUUUUAAGCGUUCGUGGACAACAGAUGAACAUAGACGUUUCCUCCAGGCAAUGCGGCGCCAUGGCAAAGGGAAAUGGAAGGAAAUUGCUGUAGAGGUUAAGACUCGAAACGCCAAUCAAUGCCAAUCACAUGCCCAGAAAUAUUUUCUGCGACAAGCCAAAAGCGACUCAGAGCGAAAGAAGAAGUCCAUUCAUGAUGUUACUGAAGCAGACAUGUCUCAAGAAACUGCUGCCCAUGGUGCGACUUCGCUUGUUUGGCCUCCUAUGGGCCUUCAAGCCCUUCCGCAAGGAGUGCCAACUUCUGCCACGUCCACCCAUCCCGCGGCUGUUUCUCCAGGCGGAGUAUCCGUGACUCCGAUAGCAUCUCGGCCUGCAACGUCUGGAGUUCCGUUGGCCCCCCGAUUACCUGCCGAGAAGGUUGAGAACGUGUCCGUGGUUGGGAGGAAUGCAUCUGCGGCGGGUAAUCUGCAUCCUCAUAUAGCGACAGGUGGCAAUGGUUUCGGGGUAGGGAUGUCUGAGAAAUCCACCCACGUUGCAACCUGGGGAGGACCAGCAGUAUCCCGGGACGCGAAGUCGAGCGAUCCUAUGUCGACAAUGGUAUCAGCGCAAGCAACGCAUGGAGCCGCAAAUUCUCUAAUUUCUCGAAACAGUAGUGGCAGCCCAACAAUACCUGUCGUAUUCCCAAUGACGAGUCUCGGUUUGUCGUACGCACCAAUGGUUUCUUCCUUCAUGAACACGUCCAUGGCCAACCCAGGGAACGCUGCUGUCGUUGCCCCACCUCCACCUUCGAAGACUAGAGUCACGGUUCAUGUUAAUGGGCGACUUAAAGGUGGAAUGGCCCUGAUGUUGCCCGAGAGCUUCAGUGAAUUUUUCGAGCACUCUCGUUCGAAACUUCAGUUUGAAGGAACAUUCGCAAGGGUGUUCACCCGCAGUGGCGGAGAAAUCACAAGCACAGAUGAAAUGUGCCAGGACGAUAUGUUGUGGUUGUCUACAGGGGAAGAUUUCUUAACGCCAAGAUAGGAAUGAUAUUCAAAAGCCCCUUGCUAGUCAAUUGCCACAUUAUUGAAGAGAUAAAUACUGUAGAGAUAUUGUACAAAACUGUACAGAGAACAAAACCUUAGCUCAGUGAAAUCUGAAGGCUUUCAUACUGGUCCUUGGCUGGAAGAAGCUUCAGAGAAGUGUUCCCUCCAGUUCCAGCGUGAUUUCGCGGCGAAUGUAAACAAGCAAACACCAGAUGAUUUACUUGCAAUCGAUCUGGAGAAAUUUU